Messenger RNA from Symbiodinium necroappetens, 638 nucleotides. The record is from the annotation of a GenBank genome assembly. NCBI's taxonomy places the organism in Eukaryota, Dinophyceae, Suessiales, Symbiodiniaceae.
GUCUAGCAGGUACGGCGAGUACCGAGGUGGCCACUUCCCAUGCGAAGACCAAGGCCCAGAAAGGAGCAGGGGGGCAAGAGCGACCUUUGGUCGACGCGCUUGUUAGGGUCUUGACGUGUCGCGGCGCUGCUGUGGGUCUUGGAGAACUUGGGUCCCAGGAGUCCUUGAAGAAGCUUCUGAAGAAGCAGCAAGCUGAUCUACGAAAAAUCCGGCAAUUCGUCGCGGCUUUUCCCAGCAUCUUCCACCUGGGAACCGAUGCAUCUGGACAAGUUGCUGUGACCCUAAGUGGCGAUGGGGUGCGCAGUCUACCCGUGGUGAAGAGCUCGAAAGGAGGCAAAAGUGGAAAGGGUGGCAAGCGAUCCACUUCAGGAGCAAAGCACAAAGGCUCCAACCCUUCCGUGCUGACUGAGCAUAUAACCUCGCUGUGUGGUUCUUCAGCUGCCACUGCGGCCGAUUUCGACGGGCGUGUCAAGGCUCUUCUUCUCGAUGUGCAGGACAAACAAGGCACCGAAGCCUUGGACGAGUGUUUUGAGAACUUGCACGAAUGGCUGAGCAAGAAGGGAGACAGGAGUGCCAUCGGAAACUGGCCGGCCUACAUAACGAAGCUGGUGGUCAACUGGAAGGACAGGAUGCAGUGA